This is a messenger RNA of Galeopterus variegatus (Sunda flying lemur), 657 nucleotides long. Its product is annotated as stromelysin-1-like. NCBI's taxonomy places the organism in Eukaryota, Metazoa, Chordata, Mammalia, Dermoptera, Cynocephalidae. The transcript has 4 exons. Gene Ontology annotation, molecular function: metalloendopeptidase activity; zinc ion binding. Gene Ontology annotation, biological process: extracellular matrix organization; collagen catabolic process; proteolysis. The annotation marks the transcript as partial. Gene Ontology annotation, cellular component: extracellular matrix. The record is from RefSeq and is a predicted model, not a curated record.
AGACAACGCAGAGCUGAGUAAAGCCCGUGGAAAUGAAGAGUCUUCCAAUCCUCCUGUCACUUAAUGUGGCAGUUUGCUCAGCCUAUCCAUUGGAUGGAGCUGCAAGGGGCGAGGACGACAGCAUGGACUUUGUUCAGCAAUACCUAGAAAACUACUACAACCUUGCAAAAGAUGUGAAACAAUUUGUCAGAAGAAAGGAUAGUGGUCCUGUUGUUAAAAAAAUCCAAGAAAUGCAGAAGUUCCUUGGGUUGAAGGUGACGGGGAAGCUGGACUCCAGCACCCUGGAGGUGAUGCAUAAGCCCAGGUGUGGAUUUCCUGACGUUGGUUAUUUCAGUACCUUUCCUGGCACACCGAAGUGGAUGAAAACUCACCUUACUUACAGGAUUGUGAAUUAUACACAAGAUUUACCAAAAGAUGAUGUUGAUUCUGCCAUGGAGAAAGCUCUGAAAGUCUGGGAGGAGGUGACUCCACUCACAUUCUCCAGGAUUUAUCAAGGAGAGGCUGACAUAAUGAUCUCUUUUGCAGUUGGAGAACAUGGCGACUUUGCCGCUUUUGAUGGACCUGGAAAAGUUUUGGCUCAUGCAUAUGCACCGGGGCCGGGGAUUAAUGGAGAUGCUCACUUUGAUGAUGAUGAACGAUGGACAAAGGAUACAAAAG